UUCAUAUAUACAGAUUUAUUUGUGAAAGGGCAAAAUCGGAAAUUCAAGUCACUUGACAAGUGUGGGUUCUUCACCAUAAAUAAGUCCACCCAAUGAAGUCUUUUAUUUGUCACAACAUAAAUAUUUUCCAUCCAUUCUCUUCUUACAAAGAGAAAAAACAAAAUGGCCAUCAAAUUCAAUCCCAUCCUUGGAACUCUCUUUGUGGUGGUUGCCACCGUUCUCCUCCAUGUCUCCGACGUACAAGGCUAUCGGAAAGACGCUAUCGUAGGUGGUAUGAGGCCCAUAACCAAUUUGACUGAUCCUGAAGUGGUGGAGAUUGGAAAAUUUGCGGUGGAUGAACACAACAAAGAGGCGAAGACAAAAUUAGAGUUUCAGAAAAUAAUAAAAGGAGAAAGCCAAGUCGUUGCUGGAACAAAUUAUCGAUUGGUCAUCACCGCUAAGGACGGUGACUCGCCACAUAACUACUUAGCAGAGGUGUGGGACAAGCCAUGGGAGAAAUUUAGGAACCUUACUUCCUUUGUAGAAUGUAGCCUAGAAAAUGGAGAACAAAAAUGUAUGUUUACUUAAAUUUUAGUUGAUAAAGACGUUAAAUCUAAACGAAGUAUUUAAUCUUCGAAAGAAAUGUAACGUAUACUUUAGAAGUUAAUGAAAAGAAUCUUCAAUUUGUAUGGAUAUGUUUUGCAAGCUAUAAUCAUUUAAUGAAUAUGUAC
This is a messenger RNA of Solanum dulcamara, 710 nucleotides long. RefSeq names its product cysteine proteinase inhibitor 1-like. The transcript has a single exon. Lineage: Eukaryota; Viridiplantae; Streptophyta; Magnoliopsida; Solanales; Solanaceae. The record is from RefSeq and is a predicted model, not a curated record. Bases 163 to 567 code for a protein of 134 amino acids. Gene Ontology annotation, molecular function: cysteine-type endopeptidase inhibitor activity.